CAGUUAAGGGACAGCGAGUAGCUUGGGGGUGUGGAGGAUGUGUUCUGUCUGGGACGGGGUCUCCUCAGCCAUCAUCCGCCUCCCGCAAGGCGGUAUGCCCACUCUUCCUUGACCUUCCCAUUCUACAGACUCCCAAAUCUCUACACGUUUGGGUCAAGGCUGGCAUUUGAACCAGAGGCUGUGUCAGAAGUGUCGGAGUUGCGGAGCUAGAGAAUGGGAAUUGCAUCCCAGCAGUGGGGGCUCGGCUACACCAAGACUCUUAGAAGAGCAGGAAUCCAAGGAGCCUAAGCUGACCCUCCCACCCUGGCCUGCUGUUCGCUUGUGGGCUCAACUUGCAGUUCAGACACUUGCCGCCAUUCCUUCUACACACAGUAAGUACUCAACUCUUCGCCUCAAUGAUUUGUAGGCACAACUGGCCGUUUUAGAGGGUAGGUAAGGACCAUGAACUUCAGAGAUACUGGUGUGUAUGGCUUCCUGUGGCUGCUGGCACGACUGUCUGGACAUCUUAGAGCAGUGGAGAGCACAGGAGGAGUCCAGAUCUGAGCCGCGGGAAGGAAAUUCCUCCAGGCCAGCCUGAAGAAUUAAACUAGCCAGGGAAAAUUCACAACGCACGAAUUUUCCAGAUUACGAAGAGCUGGGACUCAAGGACAUCCGGGCUGCGCGCCAGGAGAAGUCUUGGCUGAGGGCGCGGAGAAGCUGCCAACCCGCUGCGUGCCAGCUGCCCGUCUUCAAUGAGGGCGACUGAAAAGGCCAGCAGCCAGUUCCCCGGACUGCUGCCAGAGUCGUCCCCACCACCCUGGGGCGCCCUCUACCAGUGGCCGAGGCGGAGAACUACAACUCCCAGAAGAUCAGGGGGGACAGAAUGUCAUACACACGGCAGGAGACUACACUCGCUCGCCCCCUCCUGGUCAUUUUGGAGAACUACACGCCACUGAGGACAGAGUCUCCAGCUUAUCGUCAAGCGCAGGCGUGGCACUACAACUCCCAAAGUGCCCCGUGGCAAUAGGUGGAACUACAUUUCCCAGAAGGCAUUGUCAAGGAGCCCAGCGUGUAGGAACUGAAGUCGACCCGGACGACCAGGCCAGUGACCUGACACUGGACAUGGCCUUCCUAGCCCGGUGCUUUGGGGGCCAGGCCUGCAGAUCGGUGAUCCUGUUGAGUGGCAGGUAUCUCCAGUCCAGGGUCUGGAUGGGACUCCCGGAUGCCUGGCCCCUCUCCCUGCAGCAGGUCCGAGGCCGCACACGCGGAAACGAGUAUCAGCCGAGCAACAUCAAGCGUAAGCACAAGCACGGCUGGGUCCGCCGGCUGAGCACGCCUGCUGGCGUGCAGGUCAUCCUCCGCCGCAUGCUGAAGGGCCGCAAGUCCCUGAGCCACUGAGGAACGCCAUGCCGCUGUAAAUAGACUCAGACGCUGGUCGAGUUGCCCGAGGGCGAGAAGUUGGGGCAAGUUGAAAGUGGGGACCUGUCCUUUCGUAGGUUUUUAGACGAAUCCCCGUUCCUCUGCUCACCGACCACCAGCACCUGCGAUAUCUCGUCCAUUUCUGUAAAUAUAUUUGAAGGUAUCUUUGCAAGACAGGCUCAUCCACCCCAACGUUUCCAGCCAUUCCAAAGUAUUACGGACUUGCUAAUAAAUAUUCACGUUUCUUGGA
Molecule: messenger RNA, 1648 nt
Organism: Rattus rattus (black rat)
Lineage: Eukaryota; Metazoa; Chordata; Mammalia; Rodentia; Muridae
Gene: Mrpl34
Product: mitochondrial ribosomal protein L34
Exons: 2
Coding region: 1102-1377 (91 amino acids)
Biological process (GO): translation
Cellular component (GO): ribosome; mitochondrial large ribosomal subunit
Molecular function (GO): structural constituent of ribosome
Source: RefSeq, a predicted model, not a curated record